AGACCCUGAGCGCCAAUCUCCCCCUUUGAAAAAGUGAGACAAUAAAAGUAGGGCUUGUAUUCUUUUGGUCCAGGCUUCAGCAGGAUGUGUGCUCACUGUUUUUGUUUAGGCAGACAUUUUUAGAAGCCCAUAGAGACAAAACAAUGCAAACAACGUCAUCAGAGAGGAAUAUGGGAUGGGCUGACCCUCUCGCAGCAAUCCAGAACAAUGGAGACACACACACACACACACACACACGCACACAUCCAAUCAGCACUCCGUUUGGCAAGUGAGCAAGCGCAAUAAUAAACUGAUGGGAGAAUGACUCACUCAAAAUGUUUUGCUCAUUUGGAACUAUGGUGCUUGUUAAAUGAGUCGCAAAUUUACGGACAAAGGAGCGAGCGGGCGCAUGAGCAAGCGUGCAUAUUUUCACUAGGUUUGUCCGUUUCCUGCUUUGCUUUCCACUCCACCUUGUGUAGUCACUAAAUUUAGCCCCGUGCAGGCAGGACGACUAAGUUGGGCAAACAAUUGAAGGAAGUCUAAUAGCCAUUUGGACACACAAGUUACAAAUAGGAAUCAGCCAAUGUGGAGCAGCAGUGUGGCUGGCCGCUGCUGGCACAUGGAAAGGUAGACGCAGACUCAAUUGAAAAUAUUCCCAUUUGGAGCCAAUGGCCUCUUCUGACCCUUGUUGUGGAUAUGCUUUAAACGCUUCAUCAUCAUCCAUGAGGUUGGCUGUGUUUACUAACAGGAAGGAGGAGGAAGAGGAGGAGGUCAUAUGGUGGUGUGCUCUCUCUCUCUCUCUCUGUCUCUCUCUCUGUCUCUCCACUCUAUAAGCAUUAACAGCUUGCACCAGUUCCGAUCUGCUUUCCUGGCACUCGGCACUCUUUUCAGUGGGGAUACUUUGAGCGGUGCAAAAGAUUGACUCUUGGACUCAACAACAUGGGAUCGUCGACACUGGGAAAGGCAGCUUCUCUUGAUGCCCUCUUGAAUGAAUGCAUUCAUGCAUUUGACGACAAUGGCGAGCUACAGGCCAACCUUCCCCGCAUGCUUCUGCUGAUGCAUCGCUGGUAUGUUUCAUCUUCAGAACUGGCUGGAAAACUUCUGAUGAGGUAUCGCGACUGCGACACUGAUGACUGCCAGAAAACAAGACUGAAGAUUUGUUACUUAAUGAGGUACUGGAUCGGGACAUUCCCUGCAGAAUUCAACCUGGACUUGGGUCUGAUACAGAUAACGGAGGAGUUCAGGGAAGUUGCUGAAAGGCUCAGCUGUGACAAGCAUUUCAAACUGAUUGACAUUUCCACCAUUCCUUCGUAUGACUGGAUGCGCAAGUUGACGCAGCGUAAAAAGCAGGUGAAGAAAGGGAAAGCUUCGCUCUUGUUUGACCACCUUGAACCCAUGCAGCUUGCGGAACAUCUGACUUUUUUGGAGUUUAAAUCCAUCAGGAGGAUCUCGUUCCCUGAUUACAAAAGCUAUGUGAUCCACGGUCGUCUGGUGGACAAUCCAACACUGGAACGCUCCAUUGCUCUGUUCAAUGGAGUUUCACAGUGGGUCCAACUUAUGGUGUUAAGCAAGCUGACACCUCUAACCAGGGCAGAGGUUAUCACCAAAUACAUCCAUGUGGCUCAGAAACUUCUUCAGUUGCACAACUUUAACACUUUAAUGGCAGUGGUGGGAGGGCUGAGCCACAGCUCCAUUUCUCGUCUGAAGGAGACGCAAUCGUAUCUCUCUGCCGAGGUAGUUAAGAUGUGGCGCAUGAUGACCGAACUGGUCUCUUCCAACAAUAACUACUCGUACUACCGCAAGGCCUUCAGUGAGUGCCAAGGCUUUAAAAUCCCCAUCCUGGGUGUGCACCUGAAGGACCUCAUAGCAGUGCAUGUGGUCUUCCCUGACUGGGUGCAAGACAAGGUCAACCUGGUGAAGAUGCAGCAGCUCUACGUGACUUUCAACGAGCUGGUGACAUUGCAGAACGCAGCGGCCCAAGCGGAGCCCAACAUGGACCUGAUCUACCUGCUCACGCUUUCUUUAGACCUUUACUACACCGAGGAUGAGAUUUAUGAAUUGUCACUGCUCCGGGAACCGCGUAAUCCCAAAUCACUGCCAACCUCUCCCACGACUCCUCCCAACAAGCCGCUGGUACCGCUGGACUGGGCCUCAGGUGUCCCGACCAAACCGGAUCCCACUGUGGUCAACAAACACAUCAGGAAAGUGGUGGAUUCGGUGUUCAGGAACUACGACCCCGACCAUGAUGGUUUUAUUUCUCAAGAAGACUUUGAAAAUAUUGCCGCUAACUUUCCCUUCCUGGACUCCUUCUGUGUUUUGGAUAAAGAUCAAGAUGGCCUGAUCAGUAAAGACGAGAUGAUUGCGUAUUUCCUUCGAGCGAACCCGCUGCUUCAGUGUGAGAUGGGUCCGGGAUUUUUGCAUAACUUCCAGGAAAUGACAUAUCUGAAGCCCACCUUCUGUGCGCACUGCGCUGGGUUUCUCUGGGGCAUCAUCAAACAGGGCUACAAGUGUAAAGACUGCGGCGUCAACUGCCAUAAACAAUGUCGGGAGUUGCUGGUUCUGGCUUGCAGGAAGCUGCUGCGCUCUGGUUCCUUUGGGUGCGUGAGCCCCGACAGACUGAUGACGCACAGCUCGUUGCCCAGCAGCCCUGCGCUCGACACCUGUAGCGACAAGGAUGAGGUGUUUGAGUUCCCCGCUGCGAUGACAUCAGCUCGUCCUACAAAAAGCAUCACCCUGAUGACCGGCUCGGCCCAGAGGAUCUCCGUCCGCCUGCAGAGGGCCACUAUCAGCCAGGCCACGCAGACUGAACCUCUGUGGUCACAACACAGCUGGGGGAGCACAGCUGACAGCGGAUCCCACACCUUCCCCAAAACCAAAUAUCGGAGCGCUCCAAAUAAAGCUCUCGCCUCAUGGGACAACCGGGAUCACGGGCCGCAUUUGGUACAGUGCGGCGGUCCCGCCCUGGACAAGACCGAUGUCCUCGUGCAGAUUCAAGAUCGCAGAGGGAAGGACAGCUGACUUGGUAACCUGUGUGUGAAUCGCCAGUCUCAGCGGUCCAGAAAGACCCUGGUGGCUGGUACCAGGAAGUUCUUCUGUCUGGGAAGGUGCAUGGCUCUCUGAUUGAUGUUCCCCAUUCACCGAGCGUGUGUCAUCGUUGGGUCACGGCGGGCUCCUGCGCCGACAGCGAAAUGUGCUAAGGCCCGCCCGCUUUGUUCAGUAACAGGGCAACAUGUGAUCUGUGGGAAAGGAGAAGCGCAAUGGACAGGAAGGAGAGCGAGCAGUCCUUCUCUGGGUUGCAUAAGAAAGCAAGCGCACUCCCAGCUUUGAGACCAGAGGAUGGAUGGUGGACUUUAUUUGGAGCGUUCUCCAGAAGACACCAGAACGUCAGCAGCACGAGUGUAAAACAUUUGGACAAAACCACUAAUAGAGGCAAUUUCCUUUGUCACACCAAUCUUAAUUCAGUGUUUGACUUUUGGAUGAACAUUUGGAGAAAGACAAUAGCUAACAGAUAAUAGGCCACUUGCAUGUGGAUUGUGAAGUAACAAUAAAAGGGAAAGUCGAGAUAAAAAGGCAGGGCUC
Syngnathus acus (greater pipefish) is the source of this 3558-nucleotide messenger RNA. RefSeq names its product RAS guanyl releasing protein 3 (calcium and DAG-regulated) (gene rasgrp3). Gene Ontology annotation, molecular function: calcium ion binding; guanyl-nucleotide exchange factor activity. The transcript is spliced from 18 exons. Lineage: Eukaryota; Metazoa; Chordata; Actinopteri; Syngnathiformes; Syngnathidae. The record is from RefSeq and is a predicted model, not a curated record. Bases 919 to 2997 code for a protein of 692 amino acids. Gene Ontology annotation, cellular component: plasma membrane. Gene Ontology annotation, biological process: positive regulation of GTPase activity; Ras protein signal transduction.